UAUCAAUAUAACUUAAAUAUUGUUUGAGUGAGGCAUCUCAUUAUAAUUGUUUCCCACUGACUUCUAAAAAUAGGUGGGGGAGAUCGACAUAGGAAAGUAACAGAUCAAAAGAUCCAUUUCAGAUUCAGAUUUUCAAUCUCCACAUCGAAAUGUCGUCGUUUAUCAAAUUGGAUGAUUCUCCCAUGUUCCAGAAGCAGAUGCGUUCACUUGAAAGGACAACAGAUGAGUUAAAAGAUCGCUGUCAAAGGCUAUACAAAGGAUGCAGAAAAUAUAUGGAAGUUCUAAGUGAAGCUUGCAAUGGAGAUAACAUAUUUGCCGAAGCUUUAGAAACCUUUGGAGGAGGCCAAGAUGAUCUACUUAGCGUAUCUAUAGGAGGUCCAGUCAUCUCCAAGUUCAUCACAACAUUCCGUGAGCUUGCAACUUUUAAGGAGCUUCUUCGUUCACAGGUUGAGCAUGUGCUAGUUGAUCGUCUUGCAGAGUUUUUGUCUGUUGAUCUUCAAAAUGCAAAGGAGUCACGUCGUCGAUUAGACAAAGCUUCAUAUUCCUAUGAUCAGGCACGUGAUAAGUUCACUUCUCUAAAGAAGAAUGCUCGUGAAGAAGUUGUUGCUGAGCUCGAAGAGGACCUACAAAAUUCCAAGUCAGCAUUUGAGAGAAGCCGUUUCAAUCUAGUAAGUUCCCUCAUGAAUAUUGAAGCCAAGAAGAAGUACGAAUUCUUGGAGUCGUUCAGUGCCAUUAUGGAUGCUCAUCUAAGAUAUUUUAAGCUGGGCCAUGACUUGUUCAACCAAAUGGAACCAUUCAUUCACCAGGUGUUGACGUAUGCCCAACAAUCUAAAGAACAAGCAACUGCUGAGCAAGACAAACUUGCUCAACGAAUUCAGGAGUUCAGGACUCAAGCAGAACUGGACCAGUUACGAGCAUCCAGCAAUAUUGGGGCCUCAACAACUGCUGUUGGAAUUAAUGGUGUUGGGUUGAAUUCUGACAAAAACAUAGAAGCAAUUAUGCAGUCCACUGCUACAGGGAGGGUUCAGACAAUCAAACAGGGAUAUCUCUUGAAAAGAUCUUCAAGUUUGAGAGCAGACUGGAAGAGGCGUUUUUUCAUCCUAGACAGUCACGGGGAGCUGUAUUAUCACAGACAAAACGAAACCAGAGUAGGGGGAUCUCCAUCAUAUCAGUCUCUCACUUCGACGGAACACCAUGGUCGUGUGUUUGGUAGGUUUCGAGCAAGACACCAGAGGUCAUCGUCCAUUGGUGAAGAAAGUUUGGGAUUACGGACUGUUGAUCUUCGUACUUCAACUAUAAAGCUUGAUGCUGAUGAUACUGAUUUACGACUAUGUUUUAGAAUCAUUUCCCCCGCAAAAACUUACACGCUACUGGCUGAAACAGAAGCAGACAGGAUUGAUUGGGUAAACAAAAUACAAGGGGUUAUUGCUUCCCUUUUGAAUUCUCAGCUGCGACGGCUGAAUUCUGGGGGUAAUGAGUAUAACAAUACCUCUUCUGGGUCACAUAAUGAAAGCGCACUAGCUGAUCAGAAUAUUAAUCGAGCAGAUAAUGUGUCUGGGUUCCUUAGAGAAAUUCCGGGUAAUGACAUAUGUGCAGAAUGUGGUGCUCCUGAUCCUGAUUGGGCAUCUUUAAAUCUUGGUAUAUUGAUGUGCAUUGAAUGCUCUGGUGUUCAUCGCAACCUUGGUGUUCAUAGAUCAAAGGUCAGGUCCAUAAAUCUCGAUGUCAAGGUUUGGGAACCUACAAUGUUGGAUUUAUUUUGCACUCUGGGUAAUGCUUUUUGUAACUCUAUCUGGGAAAGUCUUCUUCAAGAAGACAGGACUAAUGGCUCAAAUGCUUCAAUAGCAGUCAAAAAACCAAAUCCUCAAGAUGGAAUUCAACAGAAGGAAAUAUACAUUCGAGCAAAGUAUGGUGACAAGGUACUUGUCAAGAAAGAGGCUACCGUGUCAGGUUUUAAUUCUGCUGUCAAAAUCUGGGGAGCAGUUAACACGAACAACUUGCAGGAAGUAUAUCGCCUCAUUGUAACAUCAGAUUCAGAUAUUAUUAAUACUACUUAUGAUGAAGUGGCCGGUACCAUUUCUUCUCAGUAUUCUCUAGACCAUGACACACAAAAAGAUAUUGGCAAGGAGAAGGAAGAGUAUGAUCUGAUUAACAGUCAGACACAGGAAUUAUCCACCGAGUCUGGAAAAAGUCAUCAAGGUUGGACACUGUUGCAUGUAGCCUGUAGCUCUAGAAAUUUUGUGAUGGUUGAGCUACUACUGCAGUUUGGUGCUGACAUAAACAGGUCUGAUUACCGCGGAAGGACUCCUUUACACCAUUGCAUUUGCUCUGGGAACAACGAACUGGCAAAGUUUUUGCUUAGGAGAGGCGCACGAGCAUCAAUUAAAGAUGAUGGAGGUUUGGGUGCUUUGGAGAGAGCUAUGGAAAUGGGAGCAAUCAGUGAUGAAGAGCUAUUUGUAUUGCUUUCAGAGAGCAUGUGAAACUGAAAUGUCCAAUAUAUGUUUUUACCUUGUUUGGCUCCCAUUUAAUAUGCCCCCAAACUUCCAAAAUGUAUUGUAUGCGCUAAAACUUUUUUCGAAGUGUACUUUAUUCA
Molecule: messenger RNA, 2590 nt
Organism: Daucus carota subsp. sativus
Lineage: Eukaryota; Viridiplantae; Streptophyta; Magnoliopsida; Apiales; Apiaceae
Product: ADP-ribosylation factor GTPase-activating protein AGD4
Exons: 19
Coding region: 150-2477 (775 amino acids)
Cellular component (GO): cytoplasm
Molecular function (GO): protein binding; GTPase activator activity
Source: RefSeq, a predicted model, not a curated record